UAAUCUUCGCUUGGGUGCUUUGGAAGAUCCAUUGAUGACGCUUUCAAAACUUUCCACUCCGCCAGCCACGGAAAAAGGUCAAUUCAGGUGUGGACUAAAGAACAAUUGAGCGCCUGACAAUACUUCUUAACUGAUGAGCCGCGGUAUAGCAUCUAAUGCGCUGAUACUCUACGCGGCUAUUGCUUAUACAAGUGUUCGUACACGUCUCUCAUCUCGACCAGGGUCAUUUGACCCCUCAUUACACCACAACGAGGAGAGAAUCAAUCUUCAGCAGAGGCUCCCUUCGAUAAUUUUGUUACUGAACCCAGCGGUGAUAUUUACAAGAUGGCACUAGUCAUUCCCGUCGAGAUCUGCGACAUGAUCGUUGAUCACGUAGCAACACUGGUAGAUGAACAAGACUACUCGUUUCGCGAUCUCUUUCCUCAUGCGCUAGAGCGAGAGACUCGCUCGUGCCUUAUAAGCUUACGCUUGGUUAGCCGGAAUUUCUGUGCCUCCGCGUCGCGUCAUAUGUUCAAACACAUCAUCGCUUCACUUAGCUCCUCAAGGGGCAACCGAAACCUUCUACAAAGAGUUGCCGAAAUCUCAGAAAGCAAAUAUGCUGCAGAUGUCCACCUUCUAGAGGUUGGGCGCGACCGAUGGGGCUCCAAUUCCUGCUCGUCACUCGGUCACGAUAUCCAGGAUCUUGCCGGAUUGCUCUCGCCUUGUCUUGCCCGACUAGCUAAUUUGCGCGUUUUAAAAUUCAGAGCUUCAUGCCAGUUAUCGACACGCGACCACGAAGAGCCUGCUAUCACACGUGAUCACGAAAGAACUGCCAUUGAAGCCGUUGUUGCUGCCCUGCGAUAUGUGAAUUUACCCUGUUUGGAAGGGCUGGAGCUAUUCUUUCCCCUAGCCCAUGAUUUUGGGGACUUUUUCCCCAUCCAUUCUACUCCAUUGCACAUACCCAUGAAGGAUCUACUGCACGGCCUGAAAUUUCUGGCUUUGCAUCUUACUGCGUAUACCAAGGAGUUGGGUCAGCGAUACUGGAAAACCGAUGUACUCCCCACGCACGCCGCCUUGCCGAAUGACUUACACGCAGCCCAUCUCCUUAGACUAGUGGAGCUGGCUCCUAACUUACAAGCUCUCUCCAUCUCCAGUACAGACAUUCUCCCAUUCUACGCUAUUCACUUCAGCCCGGCGCUUCAUCUCACCUCUCUAUGCCUCAGUCGAGUCCUCAUCACGUUCGACCACUUCCGCGCACUUAUAGAACAAUGCAAAGAUAAUCUCAAGCACAUCGAGUUAUCUUUGGUACAACUGCAUUCCGGGACCUGGCACGCGGUCCUUACGCAGUUUCGCCAAUUACCGCAUCUUAUAGACUUUUCAAUCAACUCGUGCGGGUACCCAGCUACUGGUCCAAAUGCACAUCUGGCUGAUAUGCCUCCCGAGCCGGAUGCCCCCGAACCACUUGAGACGAUGAAUUCCGCAGACUAUGACGGACUUGGGGAGCUCAAGGAAUUUGUCAAUACGAACCGAACCGCUUUGGGGCUUGAUCCGUUCGAUCGUACUGAUCUUCGCUGGUCUAGGUAGGGGGCUCUUGCGCGCUGGGAUGUUUAUAGGCAGACGGCGGAGUAGGUUUUCUGCCACGAUGGAUGUUUUUGGAACAAGGAGUAUGUUUGGUUAUACUUGGGUCGGACACGAGGUCGCUUGUAUUACAACCGUCUUUGGCGAUUUAUAUCUAUAACU
Messenger RNA from Aspergillus fijiensis CBS 313.89, 1719 nucleotides. RefSeq names its product protease inhibitor. The record is from RefSeq and is a predicted model, not a curated record. Lineage: Eukaryota; Fungi; Ascomycota; Eurotiomycetes; Eurotiales; Aspergillaceae. Bases 325 to 1563 code for a protein of 412 amino acids. The transcript has 2 exons.